Molecule: messenger RNA, 1410 nt
Organism: Naegleria fowleri
Lineage: Eukaryota; Heterolobosea; Eutetramitea; Acrasida; Naegleriidae
Exons: 2
Coding region: 1-1410 (469 amino acids)
Source: RefSeq, a predicted model, not a curated record
AUGUCCACAUCUCCCAUGGUAACAAGCGGUGACCAAUGGUCGAAACCAGCAACAACAAACACUCCAGCAACAACCGUAAAAACAAACAACACCUUAUUAGCAGAAGGCACUGAUCAGCAGAACAUGGAAAACUUGCCAUCUGCAUCCACAACUGCCUCAACAGGAGACACCAAUGCACAGGCCGCCUCAACCAGCAUGACAGAACCUAAGAACCCUACUGAACCUACUGAACCUCCAACCACACAAGCAGAGGAGAUUCUCACACAAAACGUUUCAGAAGUUCGUUUUGAGCAAAUCUCAACAGCAGCAACAACAACAACAACAGCAGACACGAGCAAGACACAAGAACCUUCUGCAAUGACCUUUGAAGAUGUAACCUCCAAUACAAGCACAGGAGAGCCCAGUGAAGAGCAUCCACCCAUCAUUACCGAAGAAACCACCUCUCCAGUCACAGCUACAGGAGGUGGAACCGAAGAGGUGGCAAAACAACGUGUAGAAACAACAACCAUGAUGGCACCAUCUCACCAACCUGCCCAUACCACAACGGCAAGUGUAACUGUCAUGAGUGGUGAUGAGAAUACUGAUGAUCCACUCCGAGCCAAUUACCUCAAUAAGAGUUUCUACCAUUUGAAAGAUGUCGAUGAGGAAACUCUGAAUAGCUAUUGCAAAUACUUUGGAGAGAAUGUCGAGGGUCUCACCUCCAAGUACAGAAAGCUCGCUCGUCUCAUCUCCCACUAUCCAAACUUUGUACGGCGAGGCAUGGAACGUUUCACCUUAGAUAACUUGAAGGAAAUGUGCCAAGAGUUGAAUUUAUCAACGGAAGGAAAGAAGAGUAUUCUUAUUGAUCAUCUCUUUGAUUACUACAUGAAUAUCCAUAAAGGAGACUCACUCGAAAUGAUGGUCACGAACGAGGCUGGUACAACAACAACAGCAAGGGUGAAAAAGACGAGUCCAAAACUAGGUGAAGAGAAGGAGGCAGCAGAGGAAGAGGCAGCAGGACCUACAAGAACACGUGCUGCUCCAAGAAAAGCAAGAACUCAACGAGGAAAGACUAAAAAAGCCAUGGAGGAAGAGGAAGAAGAAGAAGAAGGAGCAGCAGCCGAAGAGGAAGAAGAAUCUGCUCAUGGACCCAGUGGUACCUCAACGAAGAAACGAAAGAUGUCCCACGCUGAUACCACCACAGCUCAAGAAACGAGCAUUAGUAAGAGUGAAUUCUUGAGAUUGGCUCGAGAAUUGCGUUUCACGGUGGAUGAUAGGGAACAUGUGGCUCAUCAGAAGGGAGAACUCCAUGGCUCCUUUGGGUGGCAUUACAGUGGAAAAUCAAAUAUUGUGUUGGAUCGUUAUAAUGUUCCUGUAACUAUUACUUUGAAUGUGGUCGUGAAUAAGAGUGGAAGAAAGAAGGAGGAGUAA